Molecule: messenger RNA, 6160 nt
Organism: Cinara cedri
Lineage: Eukaryota; Metazoa; Arthropoda; Insecta; Hemiptera; Aphididae
Source: the annotation of a GenBank genome assembly
GUUCGAAGUACCAUUAUUUUACAAUCGAUAAAAAAUACUGGUGUCUGCGGCGAACUGCCACAAUCGAUUGUUCAGUGAGCCGGGUACAUUGCUACGACGAGAACGUACGCUUUUCAUUUUUUUUUUUUUGUUUAUCACCCGCGGCCGUCGUAUUGCUCGUACUCACAUUCCUUUUAACUCGUUUGUAUUCGUUUCGUAUUCCGUCCAAUCCACUGCGGUUUCUUGUUAUACGCACAGCCGGUAGUUGAUUUCAGCUAACAUACGUACGUUAUAUCUACGUCUGUAUACACGCAUUAUUAUAUUAUUGUACGCCAUUGUACUAAAAUAUUCAUCAUCAGCAUACUGCAGAUCGUGUGAGUCGAUUAUUUUUCAUCUAUUUAUUUUAUUAAUUUUUUUUUUUUUUUAAAUUUAUAAUUUUUAUUGUAUAUAAAUAUAAUAAUUAAAUUAAAUACAAUAAUAGUUAUUGUUACGUUGUUUUUUUUUUUUUUUUUUUUUUUUUUUACACUAUUUUUGUUUCGAUAUAACUUGUUAAUCACUACUAAACGAUACAUGCUCGCUAUUUGGAUUAUUAGGUUCUGAGUCUAGCGAGAAAUGUGUUGGUUAUAGUUUUACUAUAUAUAUUAUGUCCGUAAACAGCUUUCAAAAUAGAAAUUUUGGUGAAAAUAUAAAAAUUCUUUUUUCCCCUUGUAACAGUGGCGGUUCGCAAUAUUUAAAUUUUGCGGUAUUAUUUGGAUAAUUUUAGCCCCCGCUCGAAGUGAAAUUAAAUUUUCUACUCAAGUUAAUGGAAAAAUAAUAAAAAACACAAUUUUAUACUUUUAAAUAUUAUCUACAACCAACCUAUAGAUCGAAAAUAAACAGAGACAAUAAGUCAUACAAACCCAUAAAAAUAAAGAUGACCAUAUUUACCCAUUUAUACUAUUUUGGUUUUUCGUCAUUUAAUGCUUGAAAUCGUUCUUACAUUAUUAGAUAACCAGUUGUUAUAAUAACGCGUUUUAGAUUCGAAGUGAAUAGCAAGGGAUCUAAUUAUUGGUUUUCUUAUGAUGAGUUUUUUUUUUCUCUGCCUGUGAAGAACUUUUCUACCUGACAUAUUGCUAUGAUGUAUAGAAUUUAAUAACUUUUCUGAAAGAAAAUUUUAUAUUUUUGAUGCGUUGGGAGAUCAUUUUUUUUUUGAUUUAUCAAGGGGUUUUCAAAAUAAUUGAAAAUACCGGAAACAAAAUUAUAGGUAAAAGGGUAAAUAUUUUAUCCGAUUUUAUGGUUUUUAAUUUUUUAACUACAUUUUAUACUAAAAAAAUUGCCUUGAUUAAAAAAUGUCCUAAGACCUUUUCUGAUGCAUUUUGAAUCUAAUUGCUAAUGAAGUAAAUCGUUUUUAGAUUUUUCAAAUAGUUUUUAUAAUUAUUGGGAAAACAGAAAAUGACAAAUAAUGAAAAACAAACAAAUUUAUGGAGUAUGAUUUCAUUACUUGAAAUUUUUACGCUCGACAUUUUUACCAAAAAUAUUGCUCCAAUUGAAAAAUGACAUGUUUGCCUCUUUUACAAAUUUCAUAACAUUUUUAAAAUAAUCUUGUGAACUUUAAGUUAUUUAUAGACAUUUGACAUUGUCCAUUUGUAUUAGAUUUUAUGUGGAUUUGGCCAAGUAGAAAUGUUUAAAACUUUUCACGAGAUUCAUUAUAAGUUGUGCGUAGUUUGUAAGUUUUUAUACGCGUUUUAAAAUCAAAUUUUAACGAAAAUUGUCAAAAAAAAAAAUGGUAUUUUAAAACGUGUUUAAUUAAAAUUCGCUAAGAAUCGUUUUUACUUAUUAAUGAUUUAUGGUUGCAUAUACAGAUUUAAUUUAAAUAACUUUAUGUAUCUUACCGUCCUAAAUCUCAGCCUGUACAUUUAUAAGCAGUAUCAGAUUUGAUUCAUAUACAGAGCAAUGAAUUUUUACGAUAUCUUAUGUUUUUUUAAAACAUUUAAGAAACAAGCUGCUCUUUAAUUUAACAUUUGUGUUAUUUUUUGUCAUCUUUAUUUUUAUGGGUAAAAUCAUUAAAUAAAUUUGAGUGUUGAAAUUUUUGAUGUCUGUGAAUCCAUUGACGAGAUAUUCCACUGUUAAGUUUGAGUUGGAGGAGAAUAGGGGUGUAUAAUUUGUGUGGCAUUACGCCACGCGGCGUGUUUAUAAUGAACCACAAGAUAAUGAGUUUAUAUGAUAAAUUGAUUAUCCCGUAUAUAUAAUAAACAUUAUAUUCUAUGUAAAAACCAAUUUCAUUAUGAAUGUCUAUACGGAAAUUCAUUGGUAAAUCAUUUCUAAUUUUCAAAAAUAGUAUCUAGUAUUUCGAAAAGAGGAAUACCAUUUGGAAACGGCUUUUCUUUGCAACAAUUCUUCGCGUUGCGUUUUAAAAUCUAUACUGAAUUGUCCUAGAUCAGGGUAUCUAUUAAGAUGGGAACACGGGCUCUUACAAGUAAUUUAUAAUAAAACUAAAAAACGGCAAAUUUGUCACUAAUAAUAGACUCGAAAAAAAUGAUAUAUUAUUAUCAUACCAAUGUACUCGUAAUAUUCUACAGUAUCAUACUGUCAUAUAAUCAAGUUCAAUUGAGUAAUUAAACGAAUAUUAAGUUUAUUUUUAUUUCAUUUAGUCCACACAUUUAGUCUACGACCGCGACAGUUUUCGAUCGUUGUGUGGAUUUGUUGAUUACAAAUAGAAGAAAUAAAACAUUGAUCAAAAAAUGGAUAGAUGGCAAGGAAAAGUAGCCAUAGUAACAGGCGCUUCUUCUGGUAUAGGCGAAGAAACUUGUAAACAAUUGGUUGAAAAGGGAAUGAUCGUCGUGGGAUUGGCGAGAAGAGAAGAUAAACUUCGGGUAAGUUUUUGAUAAAAAUCUGGUAACAAUAAUACUCGAUAUAGUAUAUAAUACAAUAUAUAUAUAUUAAAGUAUAUUAUUAUAACUUAUCAAAGUAUUAUUGUCUAAAUUACUCCAUAUACUUUAAGUGUAGAAAUUUGAGUUAAAAUAUUAAAUAUUUAGUACGUAUAUUUAAUAUUUAGUUUAGUGGAGGUUGUACCAAAAUAUUUUGUUUUUCACCUUUUAAUAUAUUUCAUUGUUAUAUUUAAGAAAAAUUGAACAUACCUAUACCUACGUACUUAUUUUACGUACUAAAAAAAGUAAAUAAAUAAAUAAAUAUAUUUCAGUGGUGGUUUCAGCGUACGUCUUGCCUGAACUAAAAUGUCUGUUGUUCACCUUUUAUAAUAGUUUAAUUUUGUGUUUAGGGAAAAUUAAAUUUAAAUAUUUCCUAAGUUUUUUUUUUUUAGUAUUUUUUCACCUCGAUAUUAGAUUCCAUUAGUGUACAGUAAUCUGUACUUUGUGAAUUUUUUAAAAGAAAUAAAUUAGGUGUACUAUAUAUUUUCUAUGUGUGUUUUAAAAAAAUAUAUAUAUUUUUAUUAACUGUAGGCGUGAGCUCUUCUAGCUUCUAGCUCUAAAAUAUAUGAAAAUAUGUACUAAAAUAAGCUUUUAACAAGUAUUUUUUUUACUGAAAUUGUAUACUAAAAACUUGAAAUAUAUCCAAUUUUUUUUUUAUUAUUAUUAUUUGUAUUUAAUUCUAGAUGAAACCUAACCCUAGUUAUAAGUAUAUUAUUUAUACCCGUACGAAACAUAAUUCCAUAAACUACCUCUGAUUUAGUUAUUAUAAAUAUAUUAAAAAAAAAAAAAAAAACAAUUUAAAAUUAACAACAAUAUUCUUAUGGUUUUUAUUGCACACAUUAAACCAUCAUUCAUGUUUUGUUAAUUGAAUUGUUUUAUAAAUUUAAUAUCAAUAAAUAAUGAAUAUCAAUUAGUUCUACACUUGUAUUAAAUAAAACAUAAGUAUAAUUAAGUAUAUUUAUAACUACACAGAAUAUAUGCUAGUGAUUGUAAAAAAAUGGUAAUUAGUAUAUUUUUAAAGCCUAAUAUUAUCUUUUAAUUAUUAUUAUCACUACAAUAACAAGUAAAUUUACUCAUAAUUUGUACGUUUCAGAAAUUAAUUUAUUUUAGAUUCUGAGUGAAGCGAGAAUGUACAGUUUUUAUAAUGACGUUUAUAAUUUUUUUUGUCUGUGAUCUGUGUCAAAUUUUGAUAAAAAUCGUAAUUAUUACAGCCUUUCAAUACAUGUAUAACCGAACUUUACUCAGAAUCGUUAUUCUUAAGCAAAGAUUAAUCGUUGCAUACUGAUAUUCUUUAAAUUCUCUUCUAUAUCCUACCUUCUCAACUUCUUACCUAACCAGGGGUCCACCUUUCGUAAGAAGUGUGUCUUUCUUUUUAUUUCUAUAAAUACAAGCUUUCAAUAUUAUGUUGAUACUUGUUUUUAGGAAUUAGAAAAUCAGUUAAAAGAAAAACAGGGCAAAUUUUACUAUGUCAAAGUCGAUUUAUGUUCCGAAGAAAACAUUCUCGAAGCUUUUGCUUGGGUAAAGAAAACAUUGAAAUCCGUUGAUGUUUUAAUAAACAACGCUGGAGUGCUAAAAUUAACCGAUUCAUUAGGUAAAUUAUUUGAGUUUAUUAAAAACACUGAAAUAAAUUAAUGAAGUUUAGUUUUAUUUUAUUAUAUUUUUGUUUCAGGAAAAACGAAUGACUGGAAAUUAUUGUUUGACACGAACGUCAUAGGGCUCAACAUUUGCUGUAGAGAAGCAAUUAACAUUAUGAAGGAGCUGAAAAUUAACGGUCACGUAGUCAACGUAAAUAGGUAUUGAAUGAAAAAUGUAUUAUUAAAUCUAGUUUUAUUUGCAUCUUAUGUAUUAUAAAAGUCGUGAUCCGUUCUUCUGGAAGCUUUUUGUUGGUUUAACAUGUUGAUCAUAUAUAAAAUCGGCUUUUUUUUAUUAUUACAUGUAAUAUCUAUCUUUGUUUAUUGUAUAUGAAGCUGAGGUAAUAAAUCCGGACGACGAGGUCUAUGCAGAUAGCUGUUCCGGUCGUUGUAGUUCCCUGUCUCGUACGUAUGUCAUCUAAUGGGAUUAAUUGCUUUAAAAAGUCCCUUUUUGCAUGAGUGAGAGUUUGCUUCGUUACACUUUUCAUAUGCGUAAUAUUACUAGCUCACAUGUUUAUAGUAUUGACCAAUCAUCAUAGAUUUUGAAUGUUUUCUUUUGAAAUUUUAUAAAAAAAAUAGACUUUGAAACUAUUCACCUUUUCAUAAUUAUUAAAAUGUCUAUAUAGUAUAACCGGUCAUCAGAUAAUUAACAACUUUCCAAAAAUUGACAUCUACGGUGCAACCAAAAACACUGUUACAACACUUACAGAAUAUUUGAGAAUAUUGAUGUCCAGAGAAAAAUUGCCUAUCCGAGUGACGGUAAUUUAUUAGUUUACUUUUAUUUGAUUUUUUUCUAACGAUUUUUUUUAACGUAGAUUUUUUUCUUUUUCAGAGUGUUAGUCCAGGCUUAGUCUUAACUGAUAUGGCUGCGCAAUUUGAUUUAAAAAUAACUAAUGAAAAUUCAAUAUUGAAACCCAUUGAUAUAGCUGAUGCUAUUUUAUACGCAUUGAGUGCUCCGCAACGUGUCAACGUAUGUAUAAAUUGUACUUUGAAAAUGUAAUUAGAUCCUACUUGAAUGAUAUCAAAAUGAUCCGAGAUUUUUGUUGUUAUCAUAUAAUUAUUUUUUACUGAACAACAAAACACUCAAGUUGUGUAAAUUCAAAAAUAUAAAUCAUAUGUAGGGAAUUUGUUGAAUUUUAAUAAGACAUCCAUAUUUUUUUCCGAGCUUUAUACUAUUUUUACUCUGAAUCGGUUUUCAAUAAGAUCGUUAACAUAAAAAUAAAAUAUAAAAUAAUUAGAAUAUUCUACAAUGAAGCAAAAUUAUCGAAAGUUUUAUAUACCGACCAGGUUAUUUUAUAUAAUUAUAUUUAAAAAAAUAAAAUAUUUUUUUAUAUUUUAUAGGUUUCUGAAAUCAUUAUACGGCCAUCGAUGGACGACGUUAAUUAGACAUUGAGAAUAAAAAUAUAAGGGAAAAAAGAAAAACAAUCAUGUAAAAUCUUGGUGUUAGUAAAACUAUAAAUGUUUUGUUUAAAAUUAUCAUGAUUAUUUAGUAAAUAAUGUUUAGUCUAUUAAUACAUUUAUUUUAUUGAUACCUUAAUUUUAAAUGCUUCACGUAAUUUUCGUCUAAUUUACAAUUGUAUACAAUUUUGAUUAUUCAAAUAACUAUAAGUAGCCGCAAUGAACAAAUAAAUAUCUAAUCACGUU